UGUACUUUCAUUCAUGCUGUGAGAUAGCCACUUUCUCCAGGAGAAGAAAGAUCCGAAGAAGUCCCUGCUAGCUUUGGUUCUAAAUAGUAGUACUUUGUUGCUCUUUAGCUCUGUUUCUAUGCUUUGUUCCUUUUGUGUUGUGCUAUGGACGAUGCAAAUUGCAAAGUUUGACUUCUAAAUUUCUAAUAUCAAUAUCCGCAUUUAGUACUGAGCUCAGCUCAUCUGUGUAGUUGCUAGUUAUAUUAGUGUUUAGUACAUGUUAUUGAUGUGAUCCUUUAUGCUUUUACAUGUUAUUGAUGCUUGGACUUAGGCUUAAAUAUUUUAUUCCAAGUUCACCUACAAGAGGCUAGAAAGGAUGUAGUACUAUUGUGCAGAAGAUGAUGGAGUGGCCAAAUUUCAUGCUUGUAUCAUCAUGUUUUAUGCACUUCCUGUCAAAAUUGUGAGAUUCUUCAGAGAAUGAAACCUUCACACCAGCCAUUAGCUAUUUGCCGGAUGGAUGAGACUGUACAUUGUCAUGGUUUGCUUGUUUGUUGUUUACAAACUUGCACGCUGUUGAAUUGUUGAAGUAGUGAGCUGAAUAUUGGCGAUCAUGGUUAACCUUGUAGAGGAUCUUAAGCAAUGCUAUCGUAUAAGAAAUAUAAUUUGAGUGUCUUUUUUUUUUAUUCUGGCCAUUUUUUAUGAUUGCAUGCAUAAUUGUUUCAGCAUGGGCAUGGCGCCUCUGCUAUCUUAUCUAAAUCUACUCCUGACAUAUACGCAAGAACAUCUUGUUCUCUGUUCUGAAACUUCUAAAGCUCACCGUUACCAGUAUCCGUCUGUUCUGAAGCUGGCAAUGCUUUACUCUGUACAUUUGUUGUAUCAAGGUAUCCUGUUGCCCACUCUGAUGAAUGCUUGGUUAGUUCUAUCGUUGCCUUGGCACUCAAUGGCUAGAAAGUUUUGAUGGCCCAAUUGGUUCUCGAAUCCAAAUAUUGUAUUUCGCAGAUGAUCAAUACCUUUUUUUUAACAAGGGAAACUAUACCCGGUUUAAGGUAAAUGUAGACUAUGCUCAUCAGAAUUUGUCUCAGAACUACAUUGCCAGUUUGUGUUGUUCCCUUUAGGAAGGUGCUUAAUUUUGCUCUCAAGGUGACAUCCUUUCCUACGUAAAAUGACAGCUAUGAAACACCAGACAGAAAAAUUCAUGUCUUGGUUUGUUUGAUUUGUUCGCACCUCUUGUUUUCAAACUAUCCACCGUAUAUCAGGAGGGAGACGAGUUCUUUUCGAAAAUUUCGUUUGGAUUAGCGUCCGUCCAGCGCGGUCAUCAACUAGCGGACUCUACUAAUUCAUUUUACUGAACCAAAACGUAUCUGUAUUUUCUACCGCUCAUUUACACAGCAGAGGAGAAGAUAUGGCCCCGUUGCGCUGACAACCUAGGCCAUCCUGGAUACGAGUAAAUUUUCCUUUGGAUUAGCAUCCAGCGCGAUCAUCAACUGGCGUCCUCUACUAAUUCAUUUCGCUGAACCAAAACCUAUCGGAAAGAUCUUCUAACAUAACUGCACGUAUAACAUAAUCCUAGGAACCGCGUCCAAAUCUAUCAAUAUUUUCUCCCUUUUUUUAAGGAGUGUCUUUAUUUUCUCCUACUCAUUUACACAUAGGAGAAGAGAAGAUAUGGCCCAUUGGACUGACAUCCUCGGCCAUUCUGGAUACGAGUAAAUGCAUGCUAUUUUUUGCAAACAUAUGCUCGUUUUCUCGCUGAUUUGAUGGUGUCACACACAACCUCUGCUUUGGCCUCAUGCGGAGCAAGAGCCCGCCGUUUUUUUGGGAGGAGUGAGAGCCCGCCGUUUUGCCCUCCGAAACGUGCACCAUGCGCUCACCCUCCUCGCGUCUAUAAACUCCAGAACCACACCGCAGGCAUCGGUCGCAUUCGCACUCGCGCCGCGGCAAAGAGGUAAGAAGAGCCCUCGCUUUCGAGCAGCCACCGAAUCCGUCGCGAGCCGAGUGAGAUGGAGGGCAAGAAGCCGGCCGCCGCCGACGUGACGAUCGCGGUGGUCCUGCGGCCCGCCUGCUCCUCCUCGUCGUCGUCCGCGCCGGCGCUGCCGAGGCAGACGUGGUCCGCCUUGCAGGUGGUUCAGGGGAUCGUCUACGGCGCGCCGGUCCUCCCGGUUCUUGAAAACGGGUGUCCAGCCGGCGCCGGGGAGAUGCUGCGGCUGGUGGCCGAGGGGAACGUCCACGGCGUGGUGGUGGGGACGACGAACAGCCACCUGCGCUCCUCCGGCCGGAUCCCGAUGAUAUGCCCGGGUGGCUUCAUCGACCUCAACGCCAUGGCGCCGGACGUCGGCGAGCCCCAGGCCGAGCGCCUCCCUGUGAUCUGCGCCUACUGCAACUGCGCGUUCUGCUUCGGUGAGUACGAGGUCAGCAUUCUCAGCCCUCCCCCGGGGUACAUCUACCCGAAGCCCCCCGUGCCGGUCACCGCUGACCUUCUCACGCCGCCGCCGGUGGGGGCCCUGUACGUCGACGGCGGCCUCCUGGCACCCGGGACCACGCCGGUGCCCCUGGUGGUCUGCUCCGACCUGCACCACUUCAUGGUCGCCAUGGGCAUGCUGAAACUGCCGCGCGGCGCGCCAUCUCUGGUGUGGAGGCGUCCCACGACGCUGGGUGUUCUGCCAAUAUCUGUGGGUGCCACUGGUGGUAGCCUGCAGCACGAGGAGCCUGCACCGGGGGGCAGCUCGUCUGUGCCGCGUGCUCCGGCGCCUCCUCCGAACGAGUCGAGCUGCGCUGGUGCUCGCUGGAAAUUUGUGAUGCCCGGGCACGAGGACAUGGUCCGCCUCACCUUGGCCCGGAGGAGUUACCUGGAUCUGGAUCUCAAUCUCUAG
Messenger RNA from Phragmites australis (common reed), 2846 nucleotides. RefSeq lists its product as uncharacterized. NCBI's taxonomy places the organism in Eukaryota, Viridiplantae, Streptophyta, Magnoliopsida, Poales, Poaceae. The record is from RefSeq and is a predicted model, not a curated record. The transcript is spliced from 2 exons. Bases 1977 to 2846 code for a protein of 289 amino acids.